AUGGUUGUCAUUUCCAUUGCGGUGAUGAUUGGGUUAUAUUCCAGAGUCGUGUUCACUUUGUGGGCCAGGUGCAACAACGAUGAACUCACAAAUCGACAGUGGGUAUUUCAUUUAACGCGUUAAAAAGUUAUACCCUGGACGUGCACCUAGUAUUGUACAAAUUUUCGACCGGUUGAAAAUUCGUGCGUUUAGGGGUUUAGUUCACAGCGAGCCUCCGUAAAGACAUUUAGACUCCCAACCGUUCAUUAAGUUGAUCGUCAAAAUCGAGUUCAAAUAUUGAGCCGGUACAAUCGAAAAAUUGAUCAGCGUGGUGUGAACACAUUGACCACCUAAAGGCGUGGUUGCAUGAAUGCUUGGUAGCUUAGUUGGAAGACGCCAUUUUGGACUGGCUUAAGUUGUGCUCUGGGCAAGGACAGAUGGUUAAAACGCUGAAAAAGGUAAAAUUCAACCUGGUUCGUGAGGGAAAUAUUAAACGGUUCCAUGUGAACGAAAUGUCCGAUCAAAUUUUUUCAGCCGGUCGAACUUUCGUCCGGUACCGUGUGAACGUAACUUUAAAGCUUUUUAAAUUCUGACGAGAUUUUUUUCUCAAUUGUACUCAGUUUUCGGUCUUCCUUCUGAUUUUAUUUCUUUCUUAAAAACUACAUUUUAUUUACUUGGUUAACACUAACAGUGGCUCGCCUGCAUUUUUCGGGAAAAAUACCUCCCAAGUUUGAGCACGUCGCUGUUAUCAAAGAUAUAGGAAACGACCAUCACAGCUUAAUCAGACAAAGAAAAAAAUUAUUUACAAUGGAACCUCGAUUUAACGGACGGCCAAGGGAAAGACAAAAUUUGUUAAUUAUAACGAGGAUCUGCAUGAAACACUGGGAAAGCUUUAUGACGUCUAAUAAAUGAUAGACUCAGAGCGGCAAAAGUAAGAUUUAGUCAGAUUUUAGAAUACUCCCAGCACUGCAUAACCGUAGCGGAGGUGGCGUGGGAGGCUACUUCAAUGCAUGCAUGCUCAAAUCCCUCCCAGUGUCGUUAAAUACGCCUGCAAGCAAAAUAAGGGUAACGUCAUUACGUUACUGUGGCAACUGCGAAGUCAACGUAACACUGUUAACAGCAAACUUUCAUCUUUACCUAAUACAGCUGUGGUGAUCACUUUUCCAAAUCUUUUUAGCGACGUAGUUUAUACUAAAACUUGGACGUAUUGCCCGUGAAAGUCUAGUCGAGCCAACAUAACUUAAGUAGUUUUUUUGCUGAACUGUUAAAGCAAUCCCAGUAAGGGAAUGGCCCUUUGACUGACGACAAAAUGUUUUUUGCUCCAGCAAACUUUAAAAUAACCUGCAAUGGUUUUGUACUUUUUUCAUACAGGGAGUGUUAAAGGUGCGAAAGCGAGUGACCUUAAUGAUUGUAACUGUCAGUGCCAUAUUUGGUAUCACUUGGCUCCCAGAUGUAAUUCUACACGUCCUCGAACAAACAACCAGCCUCAAGUUCAGUCCCGCCAUAUUUGCUGUCGUUCACACCAUCAUCAUGUUUAACUCCGCUGUCAACCAUUUGCAUACGCGUUAA
This is a messenger RNA of Porites evermanni, 1548 nucleotides long. The record is from the annotation of a GenBank genome assembly. Lineage: Eukaryota; Metazoa; Cnidaria; Anthozoa; Scleractinia; Poritidae.